CGUCUGCGCAGCGGGCCGUCAUCUUGACCAUCUGCACCCGUUCCAGCACAUGUGCUCGAAUUAAUCCCGUGUCCACCAACGCCCGCGAUCGACAGGGGGACGCGAUACCCUGUGCCCGGCCUUUCAUACUCUUGAGCGGGCACAUACCUGGGUUGGUCUUUGGCUGAUCCAUCGACACUUUCAUCUCGAGGCCCGAGGCUCAACGUCCUCGACGCAUCAGCCUGCGAAGCGCUGCUUCUCUCGCAGAUCAAAGCACCGCUGCAUGCCCAACGCAAAGACCUUCCACGACGGGCACGCAAAGAAGUGAUGGCGGCUUCAGCAAUGGACGGUGAAGAUGCGGGUCGCGUCGGAAGUGGUGGUGUCCGAUCGCGCUGGACCACCUGGCGCAGCAAGUGGCAUGGCCAUGGUACGCCUACGCAGGCCGACAUAGACGAUGGUCUGUGGGAUACGAACGAUGAUGGCUUCCUUCAAGACGUGGCAGAGUCGACCUCGAAGUCGUUACCACAGUCACAUCUCUACACCAUGUUUUCGAGCCCCAAUUCCGAUCGCGCUGCUGAGAACUUUUCAAGGCCCCAAGGUCCUCAGCAGCGCGUAAGUGACUCCAGUAGCGGCAGCGGUGACCCUUCGCACGAGAGCAGUUCUCGCCCCACCUCAUACACCAGCUCAGCCUUCUCGCCCACUUUGCAUGCCGCCGGCUCAGACUCAGCGCCGGUCGGUCCAGGCGGCUUCAUCCAAGCUUCACCCCUGUUUGGCGGGUACGACCUUCGCAAGGCUAAGAUAUCGUCGCCGUCGAGCCGGUCACAUUCUGCCCGUACCUCACCUCAAGCACCAAACUUCACCUUUAAGCCAAUCGAAGGCGAGGAGGGCAGCUCAGCUUACUAUUCCGUCGAGACUGACCUGCAAGAGCAACUGCGCUCCUCACUGGACUUCGCCAGCCAUCGCGCGUCAGCAAAUGCGCAUGGUGGACGGACUCAAGCCUCGCUGAGUCGUCAGGCAAGUAGCUCUUCGUUGAAUCACAUCGAUUCAGCCGCCUACCCGCGCACACCAAGUAAUGCCAGCGUGCUUGGGCCCGAGGGCGAGACUCGGCAUUUCGUGCAUGCACAUACGUCGGUGGGGAGCCCGAGCAAAGACUAUACUUUUCCCGGGACAAGCUCCAGUGUCUUCGCAAGCUCGCCUCGAGUAGGCAGCCAAUUAUCAAGGUGGGAGCCGCCAUCUCCAAGGACGACGAUACUUCCGCUCGAAUCAGCAUCUAGGGGAGGGAAUGCGUCGGGAAAUCACGGCGAUCCAGGAUCGCCGGCUGGGUCUUUGGCCAAGCGCCGAUUUGGCCGGCGUGAGAAGCGCUCGCCGGAAUCGCCUGUCCUGCCAAAGAUUGAUAGCAUGGGCAGCGCGUUUGGGAGCGAUUAUGCCUUGGGGCAAUCAAGCUUCGAAAGCCUCGGGCCGAGCGCUCUAAAGGCCAGCGAGACCCCUCCGCUGGGUGGUCCCCGCCGCACGUCGAUUGUGAAAGGCACCCUCGUUUCGGGGCUGCGCAAGUUCAUGCAAAGUUCACACUCUCCGAGCGCUAGCACCGACCUCGCCAGCAAGCAGAUGUCAAGAGCAAGCAGCAAGACAAGUCUGGCGCAGUCUGCUUCAGGGGAUCGGUUUGGGCGUCGGCCAAGCCACCUCGAGAUGGACGACACUCCCGCCACUGCCGCACAGCCCGGUUACGACAACAUCCAACUCGUGAACGAAGCGUCCGCACUAUCGGGCUGGCAGCAGACUAGCAUCGACGAGCACACGACCCCGACCAAUGUCGACAUCCCGCAGCAUCCCAUGCUUCAAGAGCUCCCUGCAGGUGCCGCGCUUCGCAACGUUCUGGCGCAUCGGCCUUCUACCGCACCGUCGCAGCAAUUGUUUCAUACCCAAAGCGAAGAGCCGACUUCACUUGAUUCAUACGGUCAAGCAUCACUCGAUGUUGGGCCAAAUUACCCUGCAAGACCUACCAACGUCCGUCAGCCGAGCGCCCCGACGUCUGCAGAAGCCGCUGCCGUCGACUCGGGCUGGUCAUUCAGCAACCCAGAUCGACGCAAGCCUAGUUUUGACAGCCUUGCUGCCAGAUUGACUCCACGAAGUCCAAACACCGAGCGCUCAGCUUUGCGUGGCGCUUCAGAAAAGGUGUCAAGCAGGCGUUCAAGCAGAGCAAGCGUCAUUGAUGUCAUCCACGACGAGCCACGGCGUCGAGGGAUAUUUACGGGUUCGAAUUUGGUGAUCCCGUCACAGUCGCGGCCGAGCAGCCGCGGCGACGGUAUCGAAGAGCUCGACUUGGAACUUCACUCCGCGCCCCCUCGCCCUCUGCGCGAGAAUACUGUGCGCCCGAACAGUGCGCGAUCCAGUAUUCCGGUCUCGGAUUUUUCCGACAUCGCUGCAACGUUCAACGCAGCGCACACCAAGCGCUGGUCAGGCGCGCUGUCGCAGACAAGUGCUACUCAAAGCUUGGGAGCUCGAAGGGGCAGUGUCGCAUCGUUUGUCAGUCGUCGAGGAAGCGACGCUCCAUUUUUCAGCCGCGCGUCGCUGUACGGUGUUGCCAAUGGAGACGCCAGGAAAAGCUUCGGUCUCCAAGGAGAUGCUUCGCGAGAGCACUUUGCAACCGCGUCUGUCGAUGACUUCCGCCUGCUAGCCGAAAAUGAUUGCAGAGAACGUAGAGGCUCAAGAAGCAAGAUUGGCUUGGGUGAUGGCGUUCCACUACCUAGGCCAGCUCGGCGCUCGUUCGUCGGCCAAGGAUCGAAGCGAUGGUCUGGGCUUGUUUUUGGCGGCGGCAAGCCGCUGAAGGUCGACGGGUCUUCUAUUUCCCGACCAACUUCUGUAGCUUCGUCUGCAUUCUCGGACGCUGCAGCUGACAUGCUGGUGGACAAGUCUCCGCGCACGCCCACCACGCCCGGCCUUCGAGCAGCAGUGGCCGCCGGUGACCUCGACACAGAGGCAGUCGUGCGCCGAAUGCAGCGCAAUAGCGACCAAUCCAAGCGACGACUUAGCCCACUUGAACCCGACAGCAAGGCAGCCCCCGAGGAGUCGCAUGUGCGAAAGCCCUUCAUGGCGGCCAGGCCAAACACAUCGGCCUCGCAGCAACACAUGCAGUGGACCGCCACCGAUGAGCGUCGUGCCUUGUCCUCCGCGCUCGAUCAGGUGCGCAGACCUUCCACGAGUGACGCGGUUCCCGUCACUGGUGCCCGAUCACCCCUGCUCCAGCAUUUGCAUGCAACGCACUUCCAAACGUUGCAAGGCAAAGCGCUGCAGACGUCAGCAAAUCAACUGCCGGAAGCAACACCAGCCGCAAUUUCGAAGACAACGCGAGUCAGUAGCGCUCGCCCUGGCAGCGGGGACACAGUGGCCUCAAAGUCGAGCAAUUUUCGGCGACCAGCUGAAUUCAAUGACGCCGCUUUCGAUGCCACUGCUGCCUUUGAGAGCAUACCCAGUCCAUUGCCUUUUGCUCAACUUCCUCAGCAGAGCUCAGCGGCCCCUCACUCGGAAGCCCAAGAAACGUCUACGGACCUCCUCAGUGCAGCGGCAGCGGCGGCUUCAGGCGACUCUCACAGACGAAUCACAGAGGGCGAAAGGAGCAAGCCUGAGCCCCUGUCGCUGUCUCCGCCUUCCGAUCUCGAGGGCGCCCUAGAGUCCCCCGCAGAUCCUCACUUGACGUUCAGCGAUGGCGAGGAUACCGAUGACGGGAAAUCUGAAGGACGCGUCUCUUUGAACCUCGAUCGAGACCUGGUCGUAAGUCCAAGGCCGCCACCGCUUGACGCGCCAUGCUCGCCCGGCACGGAAGCCGACGAGAGUGAGAUGGAGCUCCUCAGCGACAGCCAUUUCGUAUUCGGCGAUGACCAUCAGCACUUGCGCAAGCGCAGCACAGAUUCACUCAGAGACCGCGCGUCGCUGAGCGAUCGGCCAGCAAUACCGCGACGCUCAUCUUCGUCUUCAUUGAAUGGCAAGUCUCCACCUUACGCGACGGCGCUCUCGUCCGCAACGGCAAGCCACAGAGUGGCCCUCCCGAGGUCUGCAAGAUCAAGCUUCGACUCUGUUCACAGCGUCUUGAAUAGCGCAGCGGAGCUAGCAACUGUUCCCCCGGCUGGCCAGACAGCUACGACAGCCGGUGAUAGACGCUCGUAUGCUUUCGUAUGAUGCUGAUGCAUGCCUUUGCUCGUCCUUAUGUCACUUGCACCUGCUGCUCGAGACCUCGGCUCUCUGAUCGUGCAAGCUUCCUCGUCUCGUCUCUUCAUCGA
Messenger RNA from Ceraceosorus guamensis, 4253 nucleotides. RefSeq lists its product as hypothetical. NCBI's taxonomy places the organism in Eukaryota, Fungi, Basidiomycota, Exobasidiomycetes, Ceraceosorales, Ceraceosoraceae. The coding region runs from base 307 to 4152 and encodes 1281 amino acids. The transcript has 3 exons. The record is from RefSeq and is a predicted model, not a curated record.